This is a messenger RNA of Striga hermonthica, 216 nucleotides long. Lineage: Eukaryota; Viridiplantae; Streptophyta; Magnoliopsida; Lamiales; Orobanchaceae. The record is from the annotation of a GenBank genome assembly.
UUCUCCAUAUUUGGUUCUUUGUCAAAUGUGGGACCUAUGGUUGACGUAAUAGUCAGUGGCCAGAUUGCCGAGUACAUUGGUCGAAAAGGGUCUCUAAUGAUCCCUGACAUACCUAAUAUCAUCGGUAGGCUUGCAAUAUCAUUUGCCAGAGACUUUUCAUUUCUUUACAUGGGAAGACUAUUGGAAGGAUUUGGUGUGCCUAUAAUAUCUUACACU